This is a messenger RNA of Amoebophrya sp. A25, 2610 nucleotides long. NCBI's taxonomy places the organism in Eukaryota, Dinophyceae, Syndiniales, Amoebophryaceae. The record is from the annotation of a GenBank genome assembly.
GUAGAACACUUUAUGAGAUGUGAUGAAGCCUCCUGCAAAAGUUAGAUUCUUGUGGUCACUAGCGGGGGGGGGGUUGUGAGAACACUACUGAGAGCAGAACACUGCUUAGAGUCUGCUGCGGCGGUCUCUUUCGGUGGUGGUACGUCGCUUUCACCGGUGAAAAUAUGCCAUAUCAUGAAGACGAACAUCGGCCGAUUGAGGUAGACGAACCACAACAGCAGGCCUCUUUAGCGGCCCCGACCGAAGACGAAAGGGUCAUUGACUUUGACAGGAGAGCAUGCACUUUAAAACGAUGGACUGUUCUAAUAGUUUUCUCGGGUGCUACGCUCCUAGUAGGGCACAACAAUACAAAGCUUUUCGUUCCGCAAUUGGGAAAGUGGUGGUAGACGUUUCUGCUUUCUGAACAAGAGUACAAGGCCGAACAAAGAGUAAAAAGGUAAAAAAGUGCCGCAGGUGAACAAGAGUACAAGGGCCUAACGGGCGAAGCUGUGAUUGAAGGAGAGGCUGAAGGUGCAGCUGGAGCCAAGCUGAAGUGCAAAGGAGGAGACCCCGCGAGGAUGACACACACAGGGCACAGCAAAGUACCGAAAGAGAAGAAGGACGAUGUUGAACUGAAAGAGAAGAAGGAAGAUGAACUGGAAAAGAAGAAGAACGAUUUUGAACUGACAUAGGAGACUUCCUUCUGCGGAGUGGGCAAGCUGGCUGCAAGUUCUUCUCCAGACCAAGCAUGCCCUGUUUGUCUCAGUCCAGAAGUGAAGAAAACCGAGCUUUUCCCCUGCAGCCACAAGGUGUGUCUGAAUUGUAUUGCAGCAUACGCCAGAAUGCUCCAGAAAACGGGGAGCAUCACUUGCCCUCUAUGCCGGACCGAGUGCUUUCCGAUUUUAUCACCGAAGGAACAGAUAGCUGCACUGGACAAACACUUGGAAAUUUCUGGACGAAAGCAAUCCUCUUUGCCUCGUUUUCUGCGUGGAACGAAUCGAGAGGAAUUGAUUUCACGAGGCAUAAAAGAAGGAGGGAUGGCGGCGGCGAUGCUUAAUCAGUUCACCGAUCUGCUGUGCCACGCCAUUCAAGGCCGCCUACCGAUGACGGAAGCAGACACGAAAUGGCUUGCGUUAAGGCCACUGUAAAGUCCUAUUAGAGCAGUAGAGUGCUCGAAUACAGAGUUUUACAUCAACACAGAAUAUAUUAAAUGAUUUUAAGGACGAUACGACGUUUUCAAGAAUAACAAUGGUACUUAUCACUAUCACAGCAAUGGUGCUCUGCCACGACAAAUGCUGCUACAUCAGAGAUCGAUGCGCACGUGACCUCGUACUAUCUCCAGUAGUAGAUUUUGAGCUCCUAGAUGUUGAGCUCGUAUUUGAUACUUUUGAUGCUAUUCUAAUCCAAGACCGAGUACGAUUAUUCGCUGAUUCUGCUGGAGCUGCUGGGGAAAAGGAGAAGAAUUUUCAAGAGUGGUUUGCUAUGCUGAUCAAGGAGAGGUUUGCCCCUUGGAUGAAAAAGGAGUUUUUGAACAUCCUUACAGGGGACAAAGAAGUUUGGCAGGGCCGUGUAGAUGCAGUAGCAGCCUGUACAUACAGGACAGUUACAUUAAGGCUCACUAUAAUCCAUCUUCUUCUUCUUGACAGAGUAUUCUCAGCUUAAACCAGCUGUAGUUUUCCAAAAGUUGACUUUUACUGUCUUUUGAGUUCUGUGUCGCUUAUAAAGACAAAGCAGCCGGCUAGUUUUUCCAUCAUAGCCUAGGUCUCUAUCCCAGCAAGCAACAGAGUACUCUUUGUCUCAGUGUGUUGCUGUUCCUUGUUGGUUUCUCAUCCGAGAAAAAUAUGCUAGUAGCAGAGGAGCCAUCGGCGCGAGCUCUAAUUUGAGCUGAACUUUACGAGAAGUAUUUGGUACAAAAUGGCCUUGCUAAAGGAGAUGAGGGACAAAAGCUGCGCAAUCUGAUACUCGACUGGUACUGCGAUGAUCUUGAGGUUGAAGAGGAAGAAGAUCAGGUUGGAGAAGAAGAACAGGUUUUUAGUCGUGGCCGCCCUUUGUUGAAAGGCGCGAAGAAAAUGGCGACGCUUAUGGCUAAGACAGUGCUUGAUGUUUCUCCACUUCUCUUUCGCUUCGUUGCGCUUUUGCCGGUCUUUGUGGUGCACUAUCAAAUGACAACGCCGGAUCCCGAUACUGGAGUCUCUUUGACACGUGCAACCUUUGAGCAGUGUUCGAGGUGCAUUCUUAGCCGCGACACUGCACUGACGCUGCCUUCUUGGUUGGGCCCCGAGUAUAUUGUGACCAUGGCCAGUAUCAUCUUUUGCCUCUGGAGCACCGAAGACCUCAGCUCAAAAGGCCCCAAGACCGUUGCAACCCGGUUCGGAGGGCGGGUGAGUUAAGGCUCCCCCCAUCACCAGAAAUCCAAUUUUUGUUGUUUGCUGCUUUUCUACAUUUUAUACAUCCUAGGUGGCCUACUUUUUCGUUUGGUUGUUCCUAGGUGAGCACCAUGACAUAAAUUGCGCAUUAGUUGUAGCACACCUCCUUCUCACUCUCUAACGAAAGGAGCUGAUGUUUUCCCUCGUAGCCGGAUGUCUCAUUCCAGAAUUUUUGGUUCUCUUGCAUUUUUGUGCCCCUGAAUGA